GCGCGGGUCCCGGCGGGCGGGCCGGGAGCGCGGCGGGGCCGCCGGGGGGACGCGGGGCCAUGGACGAGGCCGAGCCGAACGAGCGCAGCCCUCUGCUGAGCAGCGGCGAGCGCGGGCGGGCGGCCAGCAGCGCCUUCCAGGGCCGGCGGCUGGCCUGCGCCGCCGUGCUGCUGGCCGAGCUGCUGGAGCGAGUGGCCUUCUACGGCAUCACCUCCAACCUGGUGCUGUUCCUCAACGGGCCGCCCUACGGCUGGGAGGGCGCGCAGGCCAGCCAGGCGCUGCUGCUCUUCAUGGGCAUCACGUACCUGGUGUCGCCGUUCGGGGGCUGGCUGGCCGACGCCCUGCUGGGCAAGUUCGGCACCAUCCUGCUCAGCAUGGCGCUGUACCUGCUGGGCAUGCUGGCCUUCCCCGUCAUCGCCGCGCCGCACACCCGCCAGGGCCUGUGCGGGGACAUCCCCCUGUUCCCCGUGGAGAACUGCUCCUCGCCGGCCGCCAACGCCACCCUGGCGCCCUGCUCGCAGGCCGGAGCCACCCGCUACUGCGCCACCGCCACCUUCGUGGGACUGGUCCUCGUGGGGCUGGGCGUCGGCUCGGUCAAGGCCAACAUCACCCCGUUCGGGGCCGACCAGGUCAAAGACCGGGGCCCAGAAGCCACAAGAAGGUUUUUUAAUUGGUUUUACUGGAGCAUUAAUCUGGGAGCUAUCCUGUCCCUGGGAGGCAUUGCCUACAUCCAGCAGAACGUGAGCUUUGUGAUCGGGUACAGCAUCCCCACGGUCUGCAUCGGCAUCUCCUUCAUGGUGUUCCUGUGUGGCCAGAGCUUCUUCAUCACCAAACCUCCUGAUGGCAGUGCCUUCACAGACAUGUUCAGGAUCCUCACAUACUCCUGCUGCUCCAAGAAGGCCCACGGGGAGCACUCAGCAAACAGUGAAGGCCAGGGAGUGCUGCACCCGCCCCGCAGGCAGAGCCUCUUCGAGAUGGCCAAGCUGUCCCGGGGGGGCCCCUUCAGAGAAGACAAGGUGGAGGAUGUGAAAGCUCUUGUCAAGAUUAUCCCUGUCUUUCUGGCUUUAAUACCUUACUGGACAGUGUAUUUUCAAAUGCAGACAACAUAUGUGUUGCAGAGCCUCCAUCUGAGAAUUCCCGAGAUAUCCAAUGACACCAACUCCAUCCACACGUUCCCAGCAGCGUGGCUGACCAUGUUUGAUGCAGUGCUUAUCCUGAUCCUGAUCCCCCUAAAGGACAAGCUGGUGGACCCCAUUUUGAAGAGGCAUGGCUUGCUGCCAUCCUCCCUGAAGAGGAUUGCAGUGGGGAUGUUCUUUGUGAUGUGCUCUGCCUUUGCUGCAGGAAUUCUGGAAAGCAACAGACUGAAAAUUGUGAAGGUUAAAACAAUUAACCAGACAAUUGGGAAUGUUACAUACCACGCUGCAGAUUUGCCAAUCUGGUGGCAGAUUCCUCAGUAUGUGCUGAUUGGAUUCAGUGAAAUAUUUGCAAGUAUAGCAGGUCUAGAGUUUGCAUAUUCAGCUGCUCCCAAGUCCAUGCAGAGUGCCAUCAUGGGGCUGUUCUUUUUCUUCUCGGGGAUUGGCUCCUUUGUUGGCUCUGGGUUGUUGGCACUGGUGUCUAUUAAAGAAAUUGGCUGGAUGAGUAAUCACACAGAUUUUGGCAAUAUCAAUGGCUGCCAAUUGAACUAUUACUUCUUUCUGCUGGCUGCUAUCCAAGGAGCCACCCUGCUGCUGUUCCUGAUUGUGUCUGUCAAGUACGAGCACCACAAGGCCAAGGCGGGCGAGGCGGCUGCCAACGGGAGGCUGUGAGCCUGUGAGCCUGUGAGGCAGGGCACCCUGUGCCAGGCAGGGCAGUGCCAGCCAGGGCCUGCCCAGGGACCUGCAGCCCUGCCCUGUGCCCGUGGGCAGUGCCUUGGGGCAGGGGCUGCUUCUUGCACUGCGGGGGACAGCAGAGCUGGGCGUGAAUCAAUGAACCCUGCAGCUCUGCAGCUGCUCUGUGCCCAUGGGGAGCUGAAUCCACUGCAGCUCUGGAGCUGCUCUGUGCCCAUGGGGAGCUGAAUCCAUCCCCUGCAGGCUCUGGAGCUGCUCUGUGCCCAUGGGGAGCUGAAUCCACUGCAGCUCUGGAGCUGCUCUGUGCCCAUGGGAGCUGAAUCCAUCCCCUGCAGGCUCUGGAGCUGCUCUGUGCCCAUGGGGAGCUGAAUCCAUCCCCUGCAGGCUCUGGAGCUGCUCUGUGCCCAUGGGGAGCUGAAUCCAUCCCCUGCAGCUCUGGAGCUGCUCUGUGCCCAUGGGAGCUGAAUCCACUGCAGCUCUGGAGCUGCUCUGUGCCCAUGGGAGAUGCUUGCUGGGCUCCUGAGGCUGGCACACCUGGAGGGCACUGCAGGGACCCACAGGGGCUGUUCUGACCCUGACUCUGCAGGCCAGGCCUACCCUGAGGACACAGGAAGGAAACCCUGACAGGAGCCUCAAGCAGGGCAUGGGUUUUCAGUGCUGGGAGUUAUUUUGGGGUGAGAAACAGGGAUGAAUUAAAUUACAAAUCAGCACAGCUUAAAUUUUAUAAUUGACCUGUUACGGACAGUGUAUCAAGGGUUCCAGACUUGCAAUCAGGAAUAUCCAGGACUGAGGAGUGAAUCCUAAAUCCCAAUCAGGCAGCUGCUCAGACUGGUGCACAGCUAACACUUGUUGGGAUGGCAGCUGUUUGGCUGCAGCAAUGUUUUUAAUUUGCAUUAGAUGUGUUAGGGCAGCAGCCACCUCUGGCCAGGCCCUGCUCAGCCUGACCCUGCUCCUCCCCAGGACUGUUCCAGGUAUCUGCAGGAAGCAAAGCCAGCUGGAAUUGUGAGCAGAUCAAUGCACAGCAACCUCUUAGCAGCCUUCAGCCAGGUCCCUCAGCCUUGUCUCACUUUAGUUAACGUGCUCCAGGGUUUGGAUCUUUCAGCAACACAUUCCUCCAGCAGAGCAAUGGCUUCAUGUUCAGCCUCUUGAAUUUUAAUGAUUCUAACAACUGUACUUCAGAGUGCGUGCACACUGCUAUGGAAGGUGCAAGGAAUUAUGCAGAAAGAAAAUAAAACCUUUUUAUUAAUGCGUUGAAUUUUUAUAGUUUCCUUUGUCUGCAGUUCUGUUGUUGAAAAUGUCCUUAUUUUGUACACGGACAUCUUUUUAAUGAGUUUACAAAAUAAAAUGAACCUCCAUGCUGUGACUUUCGACCCUUUGUUUCUAGGUGAAUAAAAUAUACUGUAACUGC
Molecule: messenger RNA, 3234 nt
Organism: Zonotrichia leucophrys gambelii
Lineage: Eukaryota; Metazoa; Chordata; Aves; Passeriformes; Passerellidae
Gene: SLC15A4
Product: solute carrier family 15 member 4
Exons: 8
Coding region: 60-1805 (581 amino acids)
Biological process (GO): dipeptide import across plasma membrane; histidine transport
Cellular component (GO): membrane
Molecular function (GO): L-histidine transmembrane transporter activity; dipeptide transmembrane transporter activity
Source: RefSeq, a predicted model, not a curated record